AAUUGGCCCAGUUGGGAGCGCGCGCCGGCGCGGCGGGAUUACUUUCCUCUCUCUCUCUCUCUCUCUCUCUGGCGGAGGAGGAAGAGAAGGGGCAGCGGCGGCAGCAGCAGCAGCAGCAGCUGGAGGAGUCGCCCCUGGAGGGAGGGAGGGAGGGAGAGGGGUGGGCGCUUAUGUCUGAGUGAGCGGCUGGAGAGAGGAACUCCCCCUCUGCCCACCCCCACCCGCCCCUCCCUGAAGGACUGACACGAAGCUGGGGAGCCAGAGACCCUCGCCUCCGCGCAGAAUCUAAGAUGUCCACUGAAGGGCAAAGAGUUGAUGAUAGUCCAAGCACUAGCGGAGGCAGCUCUGAUGGAGAUCAGCGAGAAAGUGUUCAACAAGAUCAAGAAAGAGAACAGGUUCAGCCCAAGAAGAAGGAGGGCAAAAUCUCUAGCAAAACAGCUGCUAAACUUUCAACUAGUGCAAAAAGAAUUCAGAAAGAACUUGCAGAAAUUACAUUAGACCCUCCUCCAAACUGUAGGGAGGAAAGCAUCUGCUUGUGUGAAGAUCAAAUAGACAUGCACAUGGCUCCCUUCUGA
This is a messenger RNA of Sceloporus undulatus (fence lizard), 575 nucleotides long. It is a transcript of the gene UBE2E2, whose product is annotated as ubiquitin conjugating enzyme E2 E2. The record is from RefSeq and is a predicted model, not a curated record. Bases 291 to 575 code for a protein of 94 amino acids. The transcript is spliced from 4 exons. NCBI's taxonomy places the organism in Eukaryota, Metazoa, Chordata, Lepidosauria, Squamata, Phrynosomatidae.